GUCUGCAGAAGGUUCCAGGUUCAAUCACUAUCUUCAGGAAAGGCUUUUGGAGCUCUGCUGCCAGUCAGUAAGGAUCAGACUAAGCAAGAAGGGAGAAGAGAAAUGACAUAAUAUACAUUCCAGCCUUAGGGGGCAAAGAAGGCUGGGGGAAGAAGUUGGGGAACCCUGAAAGGGAGCUAUGCCUGUUGAUCUGAGGAGGCAGCCUGCAAGCAAGGCCCUUGUGUCACAGUUCACACAUCAUCAUGUUGCUGUGUUCCUGCUCACUUUCUUCAGCUACUCUCUUCUCCAUGCCUCCAGAAAGACCUUUAGUAAUGUCAAGGUCAGCAUCUCCAGUCAAUGGACUCCUUCUUGUCUUAAUGACUCUGCCUUCAUUCUUCAGCCAUAUAAGAUUUGGAACAGCAGUCAUCUAUUUCCUAAUGCUGAAGAAGCAACUCUGUUCCUUGGAACGUUGGACACCAUCUUCCUAUUCUCUUAUGCUGUGGGCCUCUUUGUUAGUGGUGUUGUUGGGGAUCGCUUGAACAUGCGUUGGGUUCUGGCAUUUGGGAUGUGCUCCUCUGCCGUAGUGGUGUUUGUGUUUGGCACUGUCACUGAAUGGCUGCGUUUCUACAACAAGUGGUUCUACUGCUGUCUGUGGAUUGUGAACGGCUUGCUGCAGUCCACUGGCUGGCCCUGUGUGGUAGCUGUCAUGGGAAACUGGUUUGGCAAAGCUGGGAGAGGAUUUGUUUUUGGGCUCUGGAGUGCCUGUGCAUCAGUGGGCAAUAUCCUUGGAGCAUUUCUUGCCUCCUCGGUUCUGCAGUAUGGCUAUGAGUAUGCCUUCUUGGUGACUGCAUCAGUACAGUUUGUUGGAGGAGUUAUCGUCUUUUUUGGCCUUGUGAUUUCUCCCAGAGAAGUAGGCCUCCCUGAAGUUGGCAAAGAAGGUGAUGGUAAUGCUGCCGAAGAAGAUGCCAGUGAGCCAUUAAUUGGCAGCAACGAGAAUGAAGAUUUUGACGAUCAGAAUUAUUCCAUUCAGGCUUCAGACUUAAGCAGUAGUACAAACACUCCAUCCCCGGCCAUUGGAUUUUUUCAGGCUUGUUGUUUACCUGGUGUCAUAUUGUAUUCCUUGGCCUAUGCUUGCCUGAAGCUAGUAAACUACUCCUUCUUCUUCUGGCUGCCUUUCUAUCUCAGCAACAAUUUUGGUUGGAAGGAAGCAGACGCUGACAAGCUCUCAAUCUGGUAUGAUGUUGGAGGCAUUAUAGGUGGUACCAUUCAAGGUUUUAUCUCUGAUGUGCUACAAAAAAGAGCUCCUGUAUUAGCUGUUAGCCUCAUCUUGGCUAUUGUAUCUCUCUUUGGAUACAGCCGUUCCCCAAAUAGCAAGCCUAUCAAUGCAGUUAUCAUGGCAACUACAGGCUUUUUCAUUGGAGGCCCUUCCAACAUGAUCAGCUCUGCCAUUUCUGCAGACCUGGGGCAUCAGGAGGUGAUAAAAGGAAGCAGUGAGGCUCUUGCAACUGUGACGGGGAUUGUGGAUGGCACCGGCAGUAUUGGGGCUGCUGUGGGUCAGUACUUAGUAUCUUUGAUCCAGGAGAAGUUGGGAUGGAUGCAAGUUUUCUAUUUCUUCAUUGUGAUGACCAGUUUAACGGUGCUCUUCAUCAUGCCUUUGAUAGUGAAGGAAAUCAGUACGCUCCUUGUACAGAGGCGCUUGCGCAGGUUGGCUGGAUGACCCCUUCUCUUUUCUAUUUAGUGGACUUUUUCAAGGGGAGGGGGAACUUGGAACUUCAGGCCUUUCACAUUCAUUUCUUUAUUUACAUCCACAAACAUUGGAUCUGCUUAAAAACUGUUUAGAAAUGGCCACCAAUAGAUUCAUUGCUGAAAAGUUGACAUCUGAAUCCCAUCUGAAGAUAACACUAUGGAAACCCGCAACUCGGAAAGAUCUAGCUGUUUGCUUGGAAGGCUUAAAGAGCGUACCAGAGAGAGAUGUUUCCUCUUUGAUUUUUACCUCUUGUUUCCAGGGCCAGUUUAUGUCAUUAUCAAGAUCAAGGGGUAAAACACUGGGCUUGUGUGGGAGAAAGCUCCUUGAAAGCCGAAAGUGGCUGUGCCUAGAAAAAGCAUUUGUAUAGUAAACCCUUGAUUUAAUGGAUAGGGGCCAGGGCAGGGGAAAGGGGUGUCUAUUAAAGCUAAAUGGGAUCAUUCAAGUCCAAAAUGUGCCCAUACAUGAGAUUAUGGUAAUAACAAUAAGUGCUCAGGAUAGCCUUUACCUAUGAAGCCGUAGGUAAAGGCUAAACCUAAAAGUGUAAAUAUUUAUACCUUUUCUUACAAAAUACAGUCACCUGAGCACCAACUCUUGUGAAAGAGUUUGAGAUAACCACUAACUGAUCAACUAACUAUCUGUUUACAGAUAUGCAGAAAAAAACAUGCCUAUGCAGAAGCAGCAAACAUUGCCUGUGCUGACUUGAUCCAUUGUUUGGGAUGAAUUCUGAUCUUGCCUGAAAUUCAGACAAAAAUCCAUAUCCAACAUAUUUUGUCCAUUGCAUUUGAGAUCCAUUAAACAGAGGAUUUACUAUACUUGCUUUCUUCCUAUUGUGCUCAUUUAUUGGUGAAAAUCCUGUGGUCUUCUGGAUACUCUCAAGCUUCAGGUCCCUUUAUGUCUCCCCAUUGGCUCUGCUGGCUAGGGCUGAUGAGAAUUGGAGUUCAGCAGCACCAGGAGAACCACAUAUUACACAUCCUUGUACCAAUUGAAGAUAAUGCUAUUUACAAAGGGGGAAAUUCAGAUUAAUGGUCUUCCCCCACUUGCAAAUUGAAGUGGAAUCAUCAAGAAAAAGUUUCGCCACAUGAUGCUGUUGCUUUUACAUAAACCGGCCCUUGUGUUUUGUUUGUACUGUAGUAAGUCUGGGUCUUUGUGCUAUAUCCGGACACUAAAAAGCUGCCAAACAGAAGAAAAGGGCAACACACUUUGCAUUUUAAUUUGGUGAAGGGGGAACACAUUUCUACCUUUUAGUAUCAAAAGAGCAUUUCAGAGCAGCUUGGGCCAAUCCACUGCUGGUUUUUGCAAACUGAUUGUACCAAUGACAGCUUUUUGGUAGUUCCCGAACUGCAUAUUUUUUUUAGGGUACUAUUAAAGCAGCUCAAAUCCUUUGUGUCUUCAUGUAAAAAGAACAUUUGUAGGGUUUUUGUUGAUCUCCAAAUGUUUGUCCUAUCCAGAUGUUCAUGUUAAUUUAACUUUCUCUAACAGAGCAACUGCAUUCCAUACUUGAUUUUUAUCUUCUCUUAACUGUGUGAAAACAAGCUGAGUCUCUGGAGAUGUGCAGAGCCAACUAUUUCAUACAGAGGGGUAGUAAUCAAGUUUUUAUUAGAAUGCUUACAUUUUUGUUAAUUUUUUAAAUAGGUUUGAGCAGAUGAUCAAAAGUAAAGAAAUAAUUAUCAUCCUUUGAGACUGCUUACUAUAUACACUGGAGAUCAUUGGUCACCUCUAGAUAGGCAGAGACCUCUUGAUUUCUCUUUAAGGACUCCCUAAGCCUGAUCCUUCCUUCCUUAAGACUCUAUAAUUAUACAAUCUAUGAUCCUCACCAAAGGCAUUCUGUGGGCAGAGCUUGUCAUUACAAAAUGUGCAUAGCUAUUCCCCAAAAAACAAAGCUGCCUUGGUUAGUUUUCCCCUUGUCUUUAGCCUCUAGAUCAGCUUCAUGCAAUCAAAUCUAGGACUCAUUAUGGCAUGAAUACAGAAAUCUUUGGUAUAAUGAGGCAGUUUGAACUAGAAGAUGAUAUUGAGAAAGUAAGACAUAAAUAUAGGGCUGCUGUUUUGAGCACUUGUAUUACAUAUUAAUGUAUAGUCCUGCCUUACAAAUUCAAUGAUUUUGGGUUGGAUCAGAUGAUAUCUGUCUUCCUGUAAUCUAUCUAUUGUACAAGAUUCAUCUUCACAUAUUCCAGAAAUUUCCAGACAGUGCUGCAUUAGCAAUGCUGCACUCGAUGGCAUCCACGGAAUCCCAAAAUUAAAUGCAAAAUGUUUGAUUUUAAACAGCCAAAAUCUUGAGAAAUCAUCAAAUUGUAUAAGCUCUUGGUAUUCUUGCCCAAAAUUAUGUAAGAUUUUGGGCAUUUUUAAAACAUUAUUUUUAGCACCUGACACAGCAUGAGUUCUUGAGAUAAUAUCUCCUGCCUAAAAUGCUUGCUGACUCUGAUGUAGAACAUACAGUCAUGAAAUCUGAUGUGCAUCAAGCAGUCAAUUCCCAAUGUUUAUGUGGGAUAACAAUGGUGCUAUCCUGUAUUUUAUGUAUUCUGCAGUUGUGUUCCCACAGACCUUAUUCUUUAGACCCCACUUGAAUGUUUAAUAAACAAGGCAUGCUCUUGAUUCCCACUGUACACAAGGGAUGGAUUUUUGGAGCACUAUUGUCUGGUCUAGCCAGCGGCUCUGUAGCUGAAAACUGGGGGAAAAUUUUGUACAUAAUCUUCAGCUCAGGCUCAGAGACCUUAGUGGCUGGGUUCACACAACACAUUUAUCCAGAUUCAAACAUGUCUGUGGAUGAUGGAAGUAUCACCGUAUCAUCCUUUACUGAAAGUGCAUUGUGCCACUGCAUGCAUGUAGCUGAAGUUUCAUUUUUGUGGGUCAAUAUGUUGUGCAAACAUAGCCUUUUAGUUCAUGGUUCAGUAUAUUGUGAGAACUCAGAAAAUUGGUUAAUUUAAAAAUGAAGUAAUCUGUUGUUCAGAUCCAGCCCUUGAGAACCGUAAAUUGGAUUAAAAGUACAAAAUGAGCUUCUUUAGGGUGCUGGGAUCCUCAACCCAAUUUUGAAAACUACUUUUUACCUGCUGACCUGGAUGUCACCUUGACCCUGAAUUUCUAGUGUUUUGUUGCUAUUGAGAUUGAGAUGGAAAGAACACUAAGUUAACUGUGAAUUUGAAGGGAAGAAAUUCUUGUUUUUGUUUUUCAAAAACAUCUUUAUAUGUACUUAAUGAUUAGUUUCUUUUUAAAAUGUAUAUGUUUAUGUAGAUUUUUAAAAUCAUGUUGUGGCUGCUGUAAGUGAAACAUUCUUGAUAACUUAAGAGCCUCUUAAUUGUGUUGCUUUACUGUUUUGUGUGUUCUCUUCCUGUAGUGCUGCUCUAUUCCACUGUCCUUUGAUAUACAAUAGCCUAAUUUAUGGGCAUUAAAAAACACACACACACCUGGGAAGAGGGACUUUUCUUCUUUACUUUUAAAUUAGAAAUCCACUCCAAGAGCAGAAUGCGAACUUUACUUUUUUUUCCUUGCUCCUUUCCACUAAGUUGUGGCAUCAACUCUUUUGUGGCUUACCUUGAAGAGAGAUGCCCUCAACCUCUGACUUUUGUUUUUAAUCACUAAAGUGCUUUCUUAAAAAUUAUGCUUAAAUAGUUUGAUUUUAUCAUGAAAGCAACAUGUUCUGAAAUCUAGCCCUGCCCUAGAUAAAGAAGCUUUUCCAGAUUUUGGGACACAAUCACUUUUCUCACUUCUGGUUAGCUUUAUGGGAGGGAGCCAGAGAGACCACCCUUCCUGCAUGUUAUCACUGUGAGAGAAGAACAGGAAACUUUAUAAUCACGUCCUUGAAUCAAACUGUGAGAUCUCAGUCUAUACUGAUUUCUUGGCUGACUGGGCGUGAAGCCUGGCCAAUACUCUGAAGGAGCAAUCCCCUGAUCUGGCACCCUUGAAAUGUUAGGCUAUGGCUCCCAUUGUCUUCACCAGCAUAGCCAAAAGUUAUAUGAGCUGUAGUUCAAUGCAUGUGAAAGGUUCCAGGUUUGCCAAAGUCUGUUCCAGGGUACAGUAGAAUUGGUUUCAAUGCAGAUUGUCUUUGUCUGAAAUAUGUGCAUGGAGUGCAACUCAUGUAUAUUCAAACUAUUUCUACCACAUUGGCAAUGUUUGUUUGCCUUUAGCCUGGAUAGCUGUAAGCUUUAAUAUAAAUUGUUCAUGUCAGCAAACACAAUAAAAAAGUUUACAGAAUUUUCCUUGCAAAGAGCCAAGUUAGCUGCCCACAGGUAUUUGAGAUGGGCGGCCAUAUAAAUUGAAUGAAUGAAUAAAAAAUAAAGGCUGUCCGUAACAAACUCAUCUUGGGGUGCUAUGAAACACUGUUCUUGGUAACACUGUAGAUGCUUCCUUCCUCGAUCUUAUGUAUUUCCACUUAAGAUUCUCUGUGAAAGUAAGUAGGAGAAAAAGAAACGCUGUCAAUUGUCCCAUUGAGUUUGACUUUAUUAAAUUAUUUUUGGCAACAGAAAAA
This is a messenger RNA of Candoia aspera, 6185 nucleotides long. It is a transcript of the gene SLC37A3, whose product is annotated as solute carrier family 37 member 3. Gene Ontology annotation, molecular function: transmembrane transporter activity. Gene Ontology annotation, cellular component: endoplasmic reticulum membrane. The transcript has 15 exons. NCBI's taxonomy places the organism in Eukaryota, Metazoa, Chordata, Lepidosauria, Squamata, Candoiidae. The record is from RefSeq and is a predicted model, not a curated record. The coding region runs from base 179 to 1696 and encodes 505 amino acids. Gene Ontology annotation, biological process: transmembrane transport.